Messenger RNA from Triplophysa rosa, 2761 nucleotides. It is a transcript of the gene sharpin, whose product is annotated as SHANK-associated RH domain interacting protein. The record is from RefSeq and is a predicted model, not a curated record. The transcript has 9 exons. The coding region runs from base 114 to 1343 and encodes 409 amino acids. NCBI's taxonomy places the organism in Eukaryota, Metazoa, Chordata, Actinopteri, Cypriniformes, Nemacheilidae.
AGACGGACCUGCUUCCUGUUUUGAAACGAGCUGGCCGUUGUCACUCGUGAUGAUGUUGAUGAUGAUGUUAACGGGUUUUGUUAUUGAGCUGCACUGAUCGCCCUGCUGAAAGCAUGUCUGUGAGCUCGGGCUGCAGUACGGUGCUGAUGUCGGUGCGCGUGUCGGUUCGGCCGCUGCGCGUGGGCUCCGACUCUCUGCGGCUGCAGCUCAGCAUGAACGCGAGCCGCGCGGGAGACUUCACGCUCACGCUCAGACACACCGACCGCGGAGGACGCAGCGUGUCUCUAGCAGAAUUUGACCUGCGCUCAGUGAAGUAUGAGGUCACAUCGGCUCGAUGUCACGAACUGCGUCUCAGCAAGCCACCCCAGGACAGCCUCACAUUUACCUUCCGCAGCGAGCAGGAGGCUCAGGAGUGGGCCACUGUCAUGAUGUCUUCACUGCGAGAGGCACACAGAGUUGCCAACAUUUCACAUCUCUCACAUGAUGGACUGCAGUAUGUGAAGUGUGAAGACAAAAGCGCUACCUUGUCAAUGUCAACUAAAGAAGAGUUGUGUAUAGAGCUUUCCCAAGCAAUAGAGGCUGGUGAUACUCGUGCAGCGAUGCGGUACGCCUCAGAUCUGGCUCAGCAUCAAAUAGCACUGACUAUCCAGCCAUCGCAGAGGGACGCGGAGGAAGGCGAGAUAAGUUUAGCUGUUGUCGUAGAGGAUGCAACGUCAUCUUGUUGUGUCACUGUAAAAAUCCUUCCCCAUAUGACUGUUUCCUCUCUGAAGCAGCAGAUGUUUCUUGAGUAUGGUUUUCACCCCAAGGUGCAGCGCUGGGUGAUCGGACAGUGUCUGUGCGCUGACGUCCGUUCCUUAGCGUCGUAUGGCAUCUGUAGAGAUGGUGACACAGCAUUCCUCUACCUCCUGUCUGCCCAUCACGCCUGUCUCAGUCAACAGCAGUGCCAGCAGGAGCGAGAGAACGCCGCCCUAUUGCUGACACCGCCACCAAACCCCACAGCUGCCCUCACGCCAGCCUGCAGCAGCAGCCCUGUUAGCCAUGACUGGAGAGGAUACAGCACGCUACCUCCUCGAUUUACUCACAGCAGCUCAGGUGGUAGUGGCACAGAGAAACCUAACGUCAAUGACAUCAUUAACCUUGAUAUUUUGCAACCCGGAGGGUCCAAACUGAAAUCCAGUAACACACAGUUGGGGUGGUCCUGCCCUUCCUGUACAUUCAUAAAUAAAUCCACAAGACCAGGCUGUGAAAUCUGUAGCACAGAUCGACCCAACCCUCCAAAUCACUGUAGCAUUCACCAGGUUCCUUCGCCCUACUAUGAAAAAGUAAGAAGAUCUGAUAAGUGAAACUGGGUUGCAAAUACAGUUACAGACACCAAAACUCUAAACUGUCAUUCGUAUGUAUGUGUGGGAAAGUGUGAGUUAGGUUUCAACAAAGCUGAAACUCACACAGUGGCUAUAUAGCUUAUAAUGAAAAUUCUGUCAUAAUUUAUUCACGUUCAUGUAAUUGAAAACCCUCUCAAAGGAAGAUAUUUUGAGGAUUGAUUCAGUGAUUUUGUGUCCAUACAGUGGAAGUCAAUGGGGUCCAAUGUUGUUUGGUUAUCAGCUUUCUUCAAAAAAAUCUUCUUUUGUAUUCUGCAGAAGAAAGAAAUGUAAACAGGUUUAGAAUGAUUUUAGAAAUUAUUUUCAUGCUUGGGUGAACUAUUCCUUCAGUAAACUUGGUUUUCCAGAUACCCUGGAGUUGGAGAUGACACUGCCUUGCCAAAAAUAAAGCCGUGCCCUGUAAUAUUUUGUUGGACAGACAUUUGUCAUGCCAUUCUUUCAACAACCUUAUCCAAUGUGCAGCAUUUGUUUUGUCCAGAGUUGAUUAUUUUUUUCGACAAGAUCUUAUAUUUAUGACAGACGAGUCAAAGCAAAUCAAGCAAGUCUUCACCAGGACAUCCCAAAGACUUGAAAAUAAAUGGUUUCAUUGUUGGUUUUAGCUUGAUUCAGGUUCUAUAGUGAUCUCUUUGCUCAUUUCAAUCUAAAUGAAAUGACUCUUUUUUUUUUUUGGCCAGGCAGUUUAUUUUUGUUAUCUGUCUUGCAAGGAAGGAGAUAUACAGUGUUAGUGCAGUUCGAUGUGUAAGAAACCACAACACUCUAAAAUCUUUCCACCUAUUUUAUCUUUAGAACGGAACGUAAGUAUUUAAAUCACGACUACUGCUGUAACAUGAAAUUGCUUACAUUAAUUUGAUGAGGUAAUGUAAAACCAUACUGUAUUUUGCCAUGACUUAUCACAUCAUUUUUUGACAGUGAAGUCAUGUUUUUACUUGACAUUUUAGGAUGUACACAGUGUGCAAGUCGACAAAUAUGAUUUCAACAUACCCAGGUUUAGUUAAGUUCACUGGUCUCUGUGGGUGCUUCGGUUUUAAAUGUGAUCUUUAUACAUUGUUCACCUAAACAUCGUAACAAGGCCAACACACAUGGUUGGUCAUCCAACAGUGUAAAUGUUCAUUAAUGCAUGUGAUGUCCAUUUUUUUGACAAAGUAACUGACUUAACAUUGAAGCCUUUGUUUAUGUUUGUAAUAGCUUUAUUCAGACACAGGGUUAUGAAGUGCAUUUAUUUUUAUAUAUAGCUUAUUUAAUGAAAUCUAUGGUUUUUAAUAUGGUUGCAUAUUAAUUGUGAAAUGAAUUCAGUGUUUAUUGUAAACUGUUGUGAGAGACUGCCAGUGUACAUGCGUUUCACCAUGGCAUUGCUGUAAAUAAAUGUAAAUGGAAGAAAAUGU